Elaeis guineensis (African oil palm) is the source of this 1337-nucleotide messenger RNA. Lineage: Eukaryota; Viridiplantae; Streptophyta; Magnoliopsida; Arecales; Arecaceae. The record is from RefSeq and is a predicted model, not a curated record.
AUUAGCAUGUCCUCCGUCCAAUUCGGAGAAAGUGAGGGCCCUUCUAGGGUUGCCGCUCCAUAAUUCUUGUUCUCCUUCUUCUAGGGUUUCCUCCGCAAAUUCUUUGCUUUCUUCGUAGAGAGAUUGAGAGAUGGUGGGUCACGGGAAUGCAAUCCCACUGGAGGUGGUGGGGACGAUGAUCGAGAUGGCGGACGUCGCGUGGAGCGCCGUCGAGUACCGCCGCGAGCGCAAGGCCGACGCGGCGGAGGACGAGAUCUCCCACCUCAAGGCUGAGAACCUCCGCCUCCGGACCGUGCUCGCAGACAAUGUUGCCGUCCUCCAGAGCAUCUAUAAAUCCCCAUCUGUCUCCAAAGACUGCCCUCCGGACUUAUAUGCACGCCUUAUCGCUGCAGUGGACAGCUCAAGCUUCCUGACCAAACUUGAAUCACUUCAUCAGCAGUCAACAGAUUUACCAAAUGGCAAACUCCCAUCCAGUGAAGCCACAGGGGCAAAUUUAAACGCUGUGGAAAUUAUGGUAGACGUUGAUCGUGGAGAACCUAGUUGGUGGGUGUGGGUCACGCAUGAAAUCGACCCAAAUUGCUUGGAGGAAGUCAGUGGAAUUGAUAAUGAAAGUUAUGUCAUCAUUAGUGAAGAGAAUGUGGUUGAAGGAAUUGCUCACUUCAUAGCUCGAUGCAUCCUUGAAAACCCAAAAUCUAAGGUUUUAACGCCGGAGGAUCUACAGAAAACUGUGACAAGGGCUUUGGGUGGCAUUAAAGAUAGAAGCAAGUGGAGAAAUGUUUGGGAGGCUGGAAGAGUCAUUUACACCUUAUCAACCUGGGGUAUUGCUCUGGCAGGGUUAUAUAGACACCGGGCCAUCUUGAAAGCUGCGGCAAAGGGUGUUGGUGCAUCCACCAACCUUAUCCUGAAGGUUCUCUAAAAAUGUGGCAUUAAAUCCAUCCAUGUUAUAUGAGCCCCUGGCCAUCUUGAAAGCUGCUGCAAAAGAGCGUUCAUGCAUCCACCAUCCUUGUCUGGAAGGACCCCCAAUGGUGCAACACUAAGUCGUGUUACGCCAAAUCCAUCAUGUAAUAGCCAACUUUCUCAUUCUUUGCUUGUCAUGCCCUUUUGUACAGCCACAUGAAUGUUCACUGUUACGUUUGCAAGGUAUUUCUUGCAUAUUAUCCAUUAAGAUAAAGCACAUGCUGGAAGCCUUCUCUGAAGAUGGAAGGAGGGUAAAUGUUUUAAGUUGGCCAUUCUUGUAUGUCUACUUGCUUUACAUGUGGAACAUACAUUUAGUUGAUUCGUGGGGCACUUGAUCUCUGUGAUGCUUGCGUUCAAAUUGUAUGGCUACCUUGUUGGAA